AUGCGAGGUCAGAAAUGGAUUACACAAGUCGUGCUGACAAUGUGCGCAGUACUCAUCGCUCACGCCCGUGAGAACAACAAUGUUUCGGCGCAGUGUACGGAGAAUGAAGUUUGCUCAACCAACAAUGCUCAUGUUUGUAGGAAUAAUACGUAAGUGGGAGCUUCAAAAUGAAUUUUAAAAGUAAGACCUGAGCAAAAUUUUUUUUUCAAAAAAAAGUUUAACAUGAUCCCCUGUAGAUUUUGAAAAACCUUUUUAUGAUCUUUAAGCCCCUGCCCAUAAUUUUUUUAAAAAAAGUUUCACUUGGUUCUCCCGUAAAUUCCAAAAAAAAAAUAAAAAUUUUUUUGACCACCCCCUAAAAAAUUAUUACCCCGCCCUCCAAAAUUUUUUUUUCGUAAAAUUGUAACUUGGUCCCCCCUGUGAAACAUAAAAAAAUCUUUUUUAGUUUUUUACUACCCCUUAAAAAUUUACCCCUCCCAACCCUGUCGUUCAGUAAAUACUUGCACUGCAUGCUCUGCCAAACCAAAAAAAAACCUUCAAGCCAAUCUUCCAAACCUAGUAUACCUAUUCUAAACCUCAAACCCUUCUAAACCUCCAAAUUUCAGAUGCGUAUCAGUCUGUUCCCUUCGAGGUAUGAAGGAAUGUGUCUGCGACACGGAAGAAGACAACUUUUGUUAUCUAUGUUGCGGCAACGACGACAAUCGCUGCCUCCCCGCCCACGAGCACGGAAUCCUUCGCUCUAAUGGCGAACGUUGGGAACGGGAAUCGUGCGCACGGUGUCGUAUGAAUGGCGCCGAAAUGGAGGGGCUGGCGUGCGAUGAUCACGAUACGCAAAGACUUUGUUUACAAGGCAAAUGCUCCAAAUCGGUGUGUCAUGAUAAACAGCAGGGUGCGUUUUGUGAUCGAAAGUUGGAGAAGAUUUGCGUUGAUGACAUUUGCGAGAACCCUUGUGCCAAGAUUCAGCCACAUCUUAUGGUUUGCGACUGUCCGUCCAUCGAUCCUGACACGGGUUUUGCGUCGGAGGACCGAUGUCAGCUUUGUUGCUACGACUUUAAUGUUGUAAGUGGCUACGAGGUUUUCAAAAUUGAAGCCAAAUUUUAAAUUUAAAGAAAAAUUUCAAAAAUUAAAAUUUUUUAAAAAAUUUUCAAAAAAUCGUAUUUUAAGCAAUUUUUUCCAAAUUCAAAAACAAAAAAGCGUAUAAUUACGAUUUUCAUGGCUUUGACAAUCCCAUUGGGAGCAUAAAACAUCAGAUGUGGGCAUUCUGACACAUAUUUAGCGCUGAAUACUAUUGGGAGACACAAUAAAGAUCCCAAUUUACGAUUGUUUUUAGUUUCUUCCUCAACAUAGCAAUGCCAUUUUUAAAGACAUGUACAAAACAAUAGCUUAAAAAUCUGUCAUAGUUCCAGUAUUAUCAGUAAAAGACAUUAAGUUUAUCAAAAAAUGCAAAAACUUUCGCAAAACACCAAAAAAGUUGGGGUAUUGAGGUCAUGGAUAAUAUAAUCUUUAAAAAAUCAUAGCAACCUUAUUUUGAAAGCAAACCUUAUCAGCCAUACCUCAUUUGAAACCCCCAUUCUCUCCCCUACAAUCCUCUCAAAACACAUUUUCAGAAGCCCUCGUCGCGACGUUGCCAGAGCGCAUUCCGCAAGUACCACAUCUCCACCCCACAAGGUCGGCCGAUUUGGCGCGUUGGCCUGGACUGCGCCGGAGGCAAGACCUGCAACCGUUACGGCGUGUGCACAUCGGCUGCCGGAGAUAGCAGCGGACCAUUCGCUGGCCUUUGGGCCACAAGUGGCGGUCGUACAUUACUGGUUAUUGUGUUUGUUAUAUUCGCGCCGGUCAUCAUAUGA
Bursaphelenchus okinawaensis is the source of this 1844-nucleotide messenger RNA. NCBI's taxonomy places the organism in Eukaryota, Metazoa, Nematoda, Chromadorea, Rhabditida, Aphelenchoididae. The record is from the annotation of a GenBank genome assembly.